Archocentrus centrarchus (flier cichlid) is the source of this 5269-nucleotide messenger RNA. It is a transcript of the gene scaper, whose product is annotated as S-phase cyclin A-associated protein in the ER. The record is from RefSeq and is a predicted model, not a curated record. The transcript is spliced from 31 exons. Lineage: Eukaryota; Metazoa; Chordata; Actinopteri; Cichliformes; Cichlidae. Gene Ontology annotation, molecular function: zinc ion binding; nucleic acid binding. Bases 212 to 4666 code for a protein of 1484 amino acids.
CGCCCAUGUUGUUUCCGCCUUACGACGAAUUCAUUGGACCAUCCUAACGCCUGUCAAAAAUGCAACCUCAACAGACUUCCUGCAUCUGUUAGGCUGUCCGCACUGUCAUGUAUUUAUCUGACAUGUUUUCCCCAUCACUUCUGACAACAGGGCGACUUUACCCGUAGACUUUUAUUUGCCACCGACUGAGCGUUGAACAUAAAGCGGGUCGAUGUCCAAAGACAACCGCCACGAUGGACGGAGGCGCGGAGCAGGGCAGCACCGUCUCGGCCCGAGAGUUAGCAGCCAAGGCGGGGACGGGAGGGAAAGGUCUGGUAGCAAUAGCUCAGGCUCCUCGCAUGGAGGUGGCAAAAGCAAGAAUGCAUCCAUAACGGCUUUGAAGGCUUCGUUUCAGCGUUCUAACAGCCAUGACAAAGUGCGAAAGAUAGUUGCUGAAGAGGGCCGUGCUGCUCGAAACCUCAUUGCCUGGAGUGUGCCUCUAGAGAACAAAGAGGAGGAAGCAAAGUCCAAAGGCAAUUCCAGUGGCAGUUCCAGGGUUCAGAGGAUCAGUGCUGGGCAACAAAGGAAUAAAAAACAGAAUGCUGGUGUGGAAAAUAAAUCCACGGCUGGAGCCUUGCUGGAGAAGGGGGCAGAGAAGAGCCCCACUAAAGUCAGACAGCCCCGCAAGGUGGAUCUCCGAGCGCGCUACUGGGCAUUCCUCUUCGACAACCUGCGUCGGGCUGUGGAUGAGAUUUAUGUCACAUGUGAAUCGGAUCAGAGCGUCUUAGAAUGCAAGGAGGUGUUGAUGAUGCUGGACAACUAUGUACGGGACUUCAAAGCUCUCAUAGACUGGAUCCAACUUCAGGAGAAGUUGGAGAAAACAGAUGCCCAGAACAGACCCACUUCUUUAGCCUGGGAGGUACGUAAGAUGUCUCCAGGACGUCAUGUGAUGCCAAGCCCCACAGACAGAAUGGUACCUACUCCAGGUGCACGUCGCGCCCUCACCUUUGGUGGUCCUCCUGCAGCCAGGCUCUCUCACACAGGCCCCAGCUGGGCAGACCGAGUGAAGUGCACUCAGUCUGUCCUUGGCUCCAGUCAACCCACCACAUCCCAGGCAGAAAAACCUGGUAAAAAAGAUGCAGAAGGCUGGGAGACCGUACAGCGAGGGCGCACUGCCAAACCUCGCUCUGCCGCCAUGGUUGCCAAGGUCUGUCCUGUCUUGGUUAGUGUCGCCCCGAAACAGGAGAGCAGCAAGUGUAACCAGUCGCGUGUUCCACCACGAGAAGAACAACAACUCUAUCCUGAAUGUCCCCAGAACAAGGACCUGACUCAGGUGGUCACUGAGCAGCAAGUCCUUUUGGAGCCUGAGCUACAAGAGCAGGAUGAAGGCCCAGAGAAUGGGCAAAUAAUAGAGCCCCCAGCAGAGAGUGUACAAGACUCGGGGCAGUGUGUCGACGCACCCCGUGAAGACGCGCCUUCCCCCAUAGCAGCUCUUACCCCAUUCCAAGCCCCAGAGCACACCCCAUCCAUAACUUCACCAACAGACAUUACCUUAUCAGUCCCAGUUUCUGCUGAGGCCCUCACCACAUCCCUAGAGCUACCCCAGACGGAUGGCCUUGGUACACAGUUGGCCUUUGGGGACAGUGGGGCUGAGGGGGGUGCGUCACAGGGCAUGGCCACAUCUGCUCCAGGACAGGCUGAGACUCCCAUGGCAGCGGUGAAACUGGAGAGUGUGCUGGACCCCACAGAGCUUUCUACUCCACAGUCUAUGGCAGAGGUCCUGGCCAAGAAAGAGGAGCUGGCAGACCGGCUGGAGAAGGCUAACGAAGAGGCAAUCGCCAGCGCCAUUGCUGAGGAGGAGCAGUUGACAAGAGAGAUUCAGGCUGAGAACAACGACCUGGAGACUGACAAUGAAAGUGACUUCUCUUCUAGCAUCGGUAAUGGAGGCUGUGGAGCCAAUAUGGAUUGGAAUGACAUGCUGGCAGAUUACGAUGCUCGGGAACCAUGGCGUCAGACUACCUCUUGGGGCGACAUGGUAGAAGAAGAACCUGCUCGGCCUCCUGGACACGGGAUCCACAUGCAUGAGAAAUUGUCUUCACCGUCACGUAAAAGGACCAUUGCAGAGUCAAAGAAGAAACAUGAGGAGAAACAGCUGAAGGCACAGCAGCUGAGGGACAAACUCAGAGAAGAAAAGACACUCAAACUGCAGAAGCUGUUGGAGAGGGAAAAAGAUGUAAGGAAAUGGAAAGAGGAAUUGUUAGAGCAGCGGCGGAGGAUGAUGGAGGAAAAACUAUUGCAUGCCGAGUUUAAGAGGGAGCUGCAACUGCAGGCUAUUGUGAAGAAAGCCCAAGAAGAGGAGGCCAAGGUGAAUGAAAUUGCUUUCAUCAACACCCUGGAAGCCCAGAAUAAAAGACACGAUGUCCUUGCCAAGUUAAGUGAAUAUGAACAACGCUUUAAUGAACUGCAAGAAGAGAGACAGAGGAGACAGGAGGAGAAGCAGGCCAGAGAUGAGGCUGUGCAGGAGCGUAAGCGUGUCCUGGAAGCAGAGCGACAGGCAAGGGUGGAGGAACUGCUGAUGAAGCGGAAGGAACAGGAGGCUCGCAUCGAACAGCAGAGGCAGGAAAAGGAGAAAGCUCGAGAGGAUGCAGCCCGGGAAAGAGCGAGAGACCGAGAGGAGCGUCUGGCUGCACUCAGUGCUGCUCAACAAGAGGCCAUGGAGGAGCUGCAGAAGAAAAUUCAGAUGAAGCAUGAUGAGAGCAGCCGCAGGCAUAUGGAGCAAAUCGAACAGAGGAAAGAGAAGGCUGCUGAGCUCAGCAGUGGUCGACAUGCUAACACAGACUACGCACCUAAACUGACACCAUAUGAGCGCAAGAAACAGUGCUCACUGUGCGGCGUUGUGAUAACCUCAGAGGUGCACCUGUUCAGCCACACCAAGGGCAAGAGGCACCAACAGGCUGUGCGAGACAGUAGCAGCAUCCAGGGACGGGAGCUCUCCGAUGAGGAGGUGGAGCAUCUUUCCUUGAAGAAAUACAUUGUGGAUGUUUUGACAGACAGCUCUGUUUCUUCAGAAAGCAUAAAAGAUGGAGAAGAGCGUCAGAAGGCACGAAAGAAGGCCAAGAAGCUCCGUGCCAGGAUGAACUCCAGAGCAAAGGAAUAUGAGACAUCAAUGGAGGCAAAGACUCAGGUCCCUGACUCCCCAUACAAGGCCAAGUUGCAGCGGUUGGUGAAAGACCUGUUGAAGCAGCUCCAGGGCCAAGACAGCGGGCAGUGGGCCAACAACAAAGUGUCUGGUCUGGACCGAACUUUGGGGGAGAUCUCUCGCAUCUUAGAGAAGCAGAACAACGCAGACCAAGUGGCCUUCCAAGUGGGCGGUGGCCUGUCUGCUCUGGAACAAAUUUUGCAGGUCAUCACUGCUGCUUCCACACCUACUGCAGUUCCCCGUAUUCCUCUGAAAUCUCUCUGUUCUGCUGUAAAUAUCUACAACCUGGCAUGUUCCUGCUGUGCACUCAACUGCUCCUAUGUGCUGUUUAGCAACAAGAUAGUCCUCCUCAUGGACCUGCUGUUGCAUCAGCUAACACUUUACGUCCCCGAUGAGGACAAGUCAAUUUUUGGGCGCAGUGUAAACAAGCAAGUCUUUGAGGGUUUGACGACAGGCCUUCUUCAGACUAUUUCUACUAUCCUGGUGUCCCUGUGGCCUCAUAUCUCUGAGUCUGGGCAAGGUGAAAACACGUGCAUUUCCUCCCAAGAUAUCAAGGUCAAGAGCUCUGCCGCAGAGUCCUUCAACACUCGCACACAAGACCUAAUCAGCUAUGUGGUAAACAUGGGUUUGAUUGACAAGCUGUAUGGGUGCUUCUUGUCAGUCCAAAGUCCUGUAGACGAGCACCCCAAGAUGUCUGCCUUCCUCCAGCAAGCCUCAGCUCUGCUGCACAGCAUGUGUAAGCUGUGCUUUGUCGUAACUGGACGUGCUCCAAGUAUAUUCGACAAUAAACGCCAGGACCCGACUGGAUUGACGGCGCUGUUGCAGUCGACAGAUUUGGUAGGGGUGGUGCACACCCUGUAUUGUAUCCUGCUGCACAGUUUCUUGCCAGAAUCUGCUUCCCAGAGUCAGGAGCCCUACGGCCCUGGGGUCAUCCAGGUGGCUUUACAAGGCAUCCGCUUCCUCAACAGUUUUGCCCUUCUUGACCUGUCUGCCUUCCAGUCUGUUCUAGGGGCAGAGGGCCUGUCUCUAGCUUUCCGGCACAUUGUGAGCUCCCUGCUCUGGUACUGUACCCAGCAGUCAUCUGAAGACCUGCUGCACGAAGUCAUCAUUUGUGUAGGAUACUUCACCGUUAACCACCCUGACAACCAGGUGAUAGUGCAAUCUGGCCGCCAGCCCAGCGUAUUGCAGAAACUGUGUCAGCUGCCCUUCCAGUACUUUAGCCACCCACACCUCAUCAGAGUACUCUUUCCCUCGCUCAUCUCGGCCUGCUACAACAACCCUGAGAACAAGGUCAUCCUGCAGCAGGAGAUGAGCUGUGUGCUGCUGGCCAGAUUCAUUCAGGAUUGUGCUGCAGACGAGAAGGAGUCAGACAAUAAACCAAGUAAAAUGGUUUCUCAGCCACUGGAUUACUGUGAACUGCCCAACCGCUUUCCAAGAGAUCAGUGGGAUUCAGCCCUGCAGUUUUUCCUCACAAAGCAGGAGGACUGAUGGAGUUGCAGACCUACUGACAAAGCACUGUAUAAUCAUCAAAAAAAGACACUAACAUAUGGAGAUGUUUUCAGAUUUUUGUUUGGGGUUUUUUUGCACAUGAAUAAAUGAUAUGCUCUUCAAACGUUGUCAAAUAUUUUCAAGAAAGCCUUGUUGUAUAUUCGUGCAUCUCUUUUGAUUUCUUGAAAAUCAUUUUGAUGCCUAAGAGGAAUUUGCACAAAAUGUCUUAUUUCAGUGAGAACAUGCACACAACUACUUCAUUUAAUGUCUAAAUAAGCCAUUUACUUCUGUUUGUUCCUUUUGUAAAUAGUAAUGCGUACAUUCUGACAGCAGUGAAGAUCUAAACGUGACGUAUUUACUUAUACUGUAAUAUAAUUUGCCAAAUGUUUUCUUCUAUACUGUGUGUUAUUUGAUUGAAUGUGAAUUACCAGAAAUGUUCUCUAGUCUACAUAAUGCCAGUUAAAAUACCUUUGCCUUGAUUUCUGAUAUGCGUUGUUAUAUUUCUCAAGUUCACAUUUUUUCUCUGUUCACUCUUUGUUAGGAGGCAUUUUCAAAUUAAUAUAAUUUAUUGAGUUUGUAAUCUAAAAUAAAAAUAUAUGAUUA